Messenger RNA from Microbotryum saponariae, 9280 nucleotides. The record is from the annotation of a GenBank genome assembly. NCBI's taxonomy places the organism in Eukaryota, Fungi, Basidiomycota, Microbotryomycetes, Microbotryales, Microbotryaceae.
AUGCCGGAUCCGCCCGGCGCCGAUGCGCCCCCGCCCGAGGACCUAUUGGGUGGUAAUGGCGCGAGUGAUUCAUCACUCAACACGCAAACGCGUGAAGCGGUCACUGGAGGAACCGCGAAUCCUCCAGCUUGGUCGCCCGAGGCAACUCAGGUCCGGUUGGACCAUGAGAAGCUGAUGAAGAAGACCUUCCAAGUGCUCGGGAUUGUUCCCUCCAGCAAGUCGACCCGCCGACUGAUGGUCCUGAUGCACGACGCCUCGACCCCGCCUUCGCAGGCGCCAGCGCUCGCACCAGCCGCCCAAAGAGCGGUGCGAAACGACGCAGCCCCGGCCUCCAAUGUGAUUCGAGUCAUUAUGGAUGGUCCUGGAUCACCCAGAGGUCCUGUACAGACCGCGCUGCGCAAGCACUUUGGAUUGGCCGAGACGCCGUUCAUGUUCGCGCGGCCCGAGGGCGUCGUGCUUGACCCCGAGGUCGAGAAGCUUUUCUCGAAAUGCGUGAAGCUGAACCCGAUUGUGACGAAAGCCACGAAGAGGUUCCCGAUCGCUCGUCACAUGUACGAGCUUGUAUUCGAAUCCGAGCAAGCUUGUCUUGAAGCCGCUUCAGCGGGCCCAUUCCCCUACCACGGCAAGGAGAUGGUUACCGAGCUCCCCAGCGCCUCUCCCCUUAACCACGUCGUGCAGGUGCGAUUCACCUUGCCCUCCUCCUCCAGCGCGAUCCCCGCUUCCGUGCUCCGAAAAUCUCUCGAUGAUGCUAUCACCCUUUCGUUCGGCCGCGCAGGUCGCACGCAAGGUUAUACCCUGAUGCAAUUACAGCGGGGCCUCGCGGUCGAUCCGAAUGGCGAUCCGAUGGCCAUGACCGAAGACGGGUUCCACUGCGCGUACCUUCGCUUACAUGCUGAUCUUUUCCAAGGCUCCAUCGAGACGCAGAAGGCUGCGCUCAACGCCGCUUUGCCACAAGAGAUCGAGAUCCUGGGCGCCAAGUAUGGCUUGCGACACGAAUUCGAGACGCACUACUGCGCGGUGUGCGAUCGCGCCGGACACCAGUGGGGCGCUUGCAGGAAGCCGGUUUCGACUCCGGCCACCGCCGCCCCUGUUCCGGGGGCCUCGACCUCGACUUCGACUUCGACCACCGGCUUCCGAGUUGCUGGAAAGAAUGGGAAGCACGGUGGGCCUGCCGCAUUGAACUCUCGUGUCUCUGGCGCGAACAUGAUCCAGCUGGGACCUCGUGCUAACCCCGCAGGUGCAGUAACCGCCAACAAGGACGACGCGAACGACGGCGACGACGAGUCGGUCGUUUCGACCGAACCGGAGGGCGGUGACACUGGGGAAGAGACGUCGACGCGUGCGACCCUGGGCUCAACAAAGGAGACGCAGACGACGACGGCGGCGCCCGUUUCGACCCCGACCUCUCCUUCGCCUUUGUCCGGUGGCACGUCGGGAUCAUCGGCAACCUCGACAACCUCGAUAGCCUCGACGAGUCCUCGACGCCUUCGUUCGAGCUCGGCACCCGGCAACCGACGUGUCACCCGGGCAGGAUCCGCCAUGAUCCUCGGUGCAUCAGGGGGUGAUGGCUCAGGGGGCAACAGUUCAGGGGGUCACAGGUCCGAGGUGACCGAAUUCGAGGGGGGCGGCGCUGAACUGAUUUAAUCAUGAUUGAGUCACUCACCGUGUUGACGUUCAACGUCCGAUCGAUGAAGAACGCAGUCAACCAAGUCAAAAUCAUCCGUUAUCUCAAAACCCUUCGGCCGGCCCCUGCGGCCAUCCUCCUGCAAGAGCACCACCUCAGCUACAACGCGUCACGCGAAGGCUUCGAGAGUGCUUGGCCGGGGGCUUGUAUUCGUUUCACUCCUCAUGUCCUUACCCUCAUACCCGAUGGCUCACCUUUGGCGGGCCAUCUCCUUUCCUCUACCCCGGUCGUCUUUGCAGGAGCUCCUCGUUUCGACGGUCGGAUUCUGCGCUCGGUGUUUCGUCUUGAGGAGCUCGAUGUCGAGAUCAUCAACAUGUACGCGCCGGUGCAGGAGGACGAUCGUCGCGACUUUUUCGGGCUUCUGCACUUCAACGCCCCGAGACCCAAGAUUCUUCGGAUCUUGGCCGGCGAUCUCAACGAUUGUCCGGAUGUAUCGGUCGACCGAGUGUCCAUCACCGAUCGCGCUUGGACUCCUGUAUCGCACUGGCAGACCUUGCUGUCAAAGAUCGCGUUCAAGGCACUCGACACGGUCCGACAUGUCCAUCCUUGCACCCCUGCAUUCACUCGUCCUCACUACCGUGGUAGAGGGGAAGAGCGAAAGAUUUGCUCGUGGUCGCGGAUCGACUAUAUUCUUGUCCAAUGCAGUUGGGCGAACCGGUUGUUGAGCGCUUCUACGCUCUUCGAUGCGCCCUGUUCGGACCACAGACCUGUAGUUGCGACUUUCGCUUUGCCUACAUCGAACGCUGAUGCCGAACCCCCCCUUUCUCUUCCCUCCACGAGCGAUUUCAUUUCGAGGCUCAACCCAAUGGUCUUUGACGAUCAAGACUUUGUCGCAUCGAUUCCCGGGGUCGUCGACGAGGUCUAUCAAAGGCUCGAGGGGACCGCUCCGCUCGGCGACGUCUAUGACGCCGCUCUGCGGGCGGUUGCAGUCGCUGGCCAUGCACGAUACCGCUCGACUCGUGCCGACAUGCGCCGACUGCGGGCCGAGAGCCAAUCCGUCAUGGAGGCUUUGGAGGCACGCGGUGAGCACAUGAAUGAGGCCGAGCGCGAUGCGUAUGCUCUUGCCAAGUCGUGGUUGGACCAGUUGGCGGUAAAGGAGGCUCAGUGGCUGCGCAUUCGUGCGCAUGUGCCGUCAGUCGACUCGAGGGAAGGUCAAUCGGCAAGCAUUCGCACGCGCCUCAACCGCCGGAGUCGCCAGACGAGCAUCGUCUCGCUGGAGGAUGUGGAUGGCACCGAGACCGUUGACAUGCAGGAGGCGCUGGGUAUUGCUUCACGGCACGCGCAGUCGCUCUUCACGCCGGACCCAGCUCGUGGCGACCCGACGAACGCACGCCGGUCCCUGCUCGACCCUAUUCGCGCAGCGAAAUGCUACGAUGACGACCGCUCGGACCCUACGUUCGGUCGUCGGCUGCCUCGUCAAGCGAGAGUGGCGCUUGACGAGCCCUUCACCCUCCUCGAGGUUGAAGCGGCGUUGAAGAAGACGGAUUCGGGGCGAUCACCGGGGCCCUCGGGCAUUCCGUACGAGCUCUUCAAGGCGCUGCCAACCUACUUUGCUCCCAAGCUGUUGGACUUGUUCAACUCGAUUUGGGAGGGCGGCAAAAUGACGGCGUCCUUGGCAGAGGGGCUGGUGCGGCUCUUGCCCAAGAAUAAACCGGGGGCCAAUCUGAAAUCACUGGGGGCAUACCGACCGAUCACAUUGCGCGAGACGACCUACAAGGUCCUCAGCAAGGUCUUGGUGGCGCGACUCAAUGGGGUGCUCGGCGAGCUUUUACCGCCGGCGCAACACGGUUUCAUGCCAUCAAGACGUUCAGCGGACGCGGGAAGUCAUCUCACUCUCCUUCUCGAAAAACUCAAGUCGCUAGGCACUGAUGUUUUCCCCGAGGGCGCCCUCUUGUCUUUGGAUCAGCAGAGCGCGUACGAUCGGGUCGAUCACGCCUGGAUCUUCGAGGUCUUUGAGGCCUUUGGGUUCGGUGAGCGUUUCAUCUCGCUGCUGCGCGCUCUCUACGAUCCCGAGACUCUGGGGGUGCGCUACCUUGUCAAUGGGUUCCCCACGGACUUGGUGCGGUUGCUGUGUGGUCUCGGUCAGGGGGAUCCCCUCUCGUGCCCGGUUUGGAACAUCACGUUCCAGCCCUUCCUCGACGCCCUCGUUCGGCGCGGGAUCGCGCUCGACCUGCAGAAGGUGUGGCCAGGGGGGCCGCGUGCGCAGCUUACGCAUCUGGCGUUUGCCGACGAUGCUGUGGUGGUGGUGGAGUCACCGGCGGCAUUGUCGAAGCUGCAAACGCUGUCGCAGACGUGGUACGAGGCUACCAACGGGAAGACCAACACGGACAAGACGCUGGUGCUACCACUCGGACCGAACUGGCUUCGGGACGAGACUGCGCAGGCGCUGCCAACGGUGCAGGAGGGGGAGAGCUUCAAGUGGUGCGGUUAUGCCUUCUUUCGCCACGGUGACUCGAAACUGUUUUGGACCCAUGUUCUUGACAGGAUCAAGGCCAAGACCCGCGCCGCUCGAGACCGGACACUUUCGCCGAGUGGGAAGGUUUUCUAUGCCAACGCUCACAUCAUCUCGACGGUCCUCCACGUGCUGUCCUUCGACAUACCGCCUCAAUGGUUCAUUAAGGCGGCGGAGACGGCACUUACGGACUUUGUCUGGGGAGGAGCAGGGCGAAAUACCGUCGCUCGCGAUUUCGUGUUCCAGGCUCGGGAGGACGGUGGCUUGGGUUUGAUUUCGAUUGGCGACAUCGUUCAUUCGGUGGCGCUUCGAUUUUGGGAUGCUGUGGCGGGCUCGGACGAGGCGAUCUGGGCGCCCCUAGCUCGCGAGAGCUGGAGGUCCCUCGUCGCUGCGACCCGCGAUUUCAGUCCGUGGGGGUUCUUCAGCAGCACGGCUCGGGUCGAGAAGCUGUAUCGCGACUCGACGCGCUGGGGGGCAGUCGUUGCAGCGGCCAGGGUCACAGUUCCAACCAUCAAGUCCGAACUCCUUACGCUUCCCGAAUUGCUCUCGCUUCCGCCUCGCCUCCCUUCACUCUAUGCUGAAGGUGCCCAGCACGCAUAUGACGAUGCGGACGCGGUGGCGAAGUUUGCGCAGAUCGCGGACCUGUACUGGAGGGACGAAGGGAAGGGAUGGGCUCUGGUUGGUCAUCGACGCGGGUUCUGGCAGCACUCUAAGGAACCCGCCCUACAGCACGAGCACGUGUGGUCGCGCGUGGGUCAGUUGCUCAAGGCGAAAGCGUUGCUGCCCAAGACCGCGUUGCGACCUGCUCGGAUACCUCUCAAGGAGGCUCCCCGUCCUCGGUGCUUCAACUUCUUUGGGUUCUCCCGACCUUUUACGAUUCGCAAGCUUCGUCGGCUUGUGAACAAGGUGCGGUUCCCAGGGAGGGAGGACCGUGUCAAGCGUUUCCCUGAUGGGACUUCUCAGAGCGAUAGGAAGCGCUUCUGGAGAUGGCUUCAUGACCGGUUCGCGUCUGCUGUCGAGCAGGACACCCACUGGCGGCUCAUGUACGACGUGACGCCGACGCGCAAGAGGCAGCAUACUCAGGGUCAUGCCUCUUCGCCGACGUGUCUGUUCUGCGGCAACGAUGCAGCGGUCAUCGAGACGGUGUCCCACUACUUUUUCGAGUGCGCGUACUCGACCAGCUUCUGGGGUGGGGUGCUACGCAUUCUGCUUGACAAGCUCGGCAUCGAGGAUACCGACGUCGAUCCGUCGACGUUCACUCCGGAGCAGCUGACUAUGGGGCUCCCCCUUUUGCGGGGUCGUGGGAGAACGACCUCGAAAUGGAUGUGGGUUCGGCUGGCCUGCGCGAUCGGCUUCCAGCGGCUGCACCUGCUCCGCUGGCGCGUUCAUCAGCGGUUCGAGCUGGACAACGUCGUGGCCCCUCCCUCGCUUCCCAGUACGCUCAGAGCGUUCGAGCGAGAUUUUCUCUCUCGAGCGGGUUUUGUGCCUGGGGUUCGAGAUUGGGAGGUGUGAUGACCGAGUUAAGUCCUUCCUUCCCAUUUUCCUCCCCUCCUUUCCUGCCUUCCUUUUCGGUCAGAAGCUGACUGUCUUGAAACUUGUUGCGCAGUGGAAGGCUGCGCACCUCUCCCUCUCUCUACUUUGUGCAGUAGCGGUUUUCGUUCUUGGAUGGAUCGGCAAGCCGGGUCGAUCGUCGUUGCGUUGGAGGCUUUGUGAAGUUCUCCCCUCUCUUUCCCCUUUCUCCCUUCCCUUCCUCUUCUCGUUCCUGUUGCUCGGUUGUUGACUACGCUUCAGCCACUUCUCCUUUUAUUCCUAAGUCGUGUGUUGGAUUCCGUCGAAUGGAUCGUUCGUUCGCGUUGGUCAAGAUCUACGGCAUGGAUCGGGAAGAAAGGUCGCUCGUUUUUUUGGUCAAUAUCCUCGCGUCAAGGCGAGGCUCGUUUCGUUGUAUUGGAUCGUUUUCGCUCGGCCCCGACGGCUCAACAGCCAGCACUCGAGACUCAGCCAAGGGAGGACAUCAGGCGCUGUCGGGGUGACGAGUAGCUGGGGCUUGGCUGCGGCCUGUCAGUCCCUGGGGACCUCUAGCUCUGGCUUCGACCCCCUCCCUUGGCCCCUCGGGUGUGUUCCCCUCCUCCUCCCCUCCUCUCUGUCUUAGUAUUCCUGGUUCUCCGUGUUUCCAGUCGUGAAUUUUUGUAUAUUCUCCCCUUUUCUUUCUCUAGGCGCUCUUGCCUGGUUUUCGAGUAUCUUCGCUCCCGCUCUUGGGACGUGAAGCGGCAGCAGUACUCACCGCCCGUUGGAGUCCGCGUUAGGUGCUCGGCGAGUUUUGAUCUGCGCAGCGCUCUUUGCGCGCAGGGGUUUGACUUUCACCCAAUUGCUUGCCGUCGUUGCUUUAUAACCUCUUUUAGCUCUUUUUCUAGCGGUCCCAGCCAACCCAAAGGAUUGCAAUUUAUGAGCCCCAGUAAAAAAUAAAAAAAAGAAGUCAUCUCACUCUCCUUCUCGAAAAACUCAAGUCGCUAGGCACUGAUGUUUUCCCCGAGGGCGCCCUCUUGUCUUUGGAUCAGCAGAGCGCGUACGAUCGGGUCGAUCACGCCUGGAUCUUCGAGGUCUUUGAGGCCUUUGGGUUCGGUGAGCGUUUCAUCUCGCUGCUGCGCGCUCUCUACGAUCCCGAGACUCUGGGGGUGCGCUACCUUGUCAAUGGGUUCCCCACGGACUUGGUGCGGUUGCUGUAUGGUCUCGGUCAGGGGGAUCCCCUCUCGUGCCCGGUUUGGAACAUCACGUUCCAGCCCUUCCUCGACGCCCUCGUUCGGCGCGGGAUCGCGCUCGACCUGCAGAAGGUGUGGCCAGGGGGGCCGCGUGCGCAGCUUACGCAUCUGGCGUUUGCCGACGAUGCUGUGGUGGUGGUGGAGUCACCGGCGGCAUUGUCGAAGCUGCAAACGCUGUCGCAGACGUGGUACGAGGCUACCAACGGGAAGACCAACACGGACAAGACGCUGGUGCUACCACUCGGACCGAACUGGCUUCGGGACGAGACUGCGCAGGCGCUGCCAACGGUGCAGGAGGGGGAGAGCUUCAAGUGGUGCGGCUAUGCCUUCUUUCGCCACGGUGACUCGAAACUGUUCUGGACCCAUGUUCUUGACAGGAUCAAGGCCAAGGCCCGCGCCGCUCGAGACCGGACACUUUCGCCGAGUGGGAAGGUUUUCUAUGCCAACGCUCACAUCAUCUCGACGGUCCUCCACGUGCUGUCCUUCGACAUACCGCCUCAAUGGUUCAUUAAGGCGGCGGAGACGGCACUUACGGACUUUGUCUGGGGAGGAGCAGGGCGAAAUACCGUCGCUCGCGAUUUCGUGUUCCAGGCUCGGGAGGACGGUGGCUUGGGUUUGAUUUCGAUUGGCGACAUCGUUCAUUCGGUGGCGCUUCGAUUUUGGGAUGCUGUGGCGGGCUCGGACGAGGCGAUCUGGGCGCCCCUAGCUCGCGAGAGCUGGAGGUCCCUCGUCGCUGCGACCCGCGAUUUCAGUCCGUGGGGGUUCUUCAGCAGCACGGCUCGGGUCGAGAAGCUGUAUCGCGACUCGACGCGCUGGGGGGCAGUCGUUGCAGCGGCCAGGGUCACAGUUCCAACCAUCAAGUCCGAACUCCUUACGCUUCCCGAAUUGCUCUCGCUUCCGCCUCGCCUCCCUUCACUCUAUGCUGAAGGUGCCCAGCACGCAUAUGACGAUGCGGACGCGGUGGCGAAGUUUGCGCAGAUCGCGGACCUGUACUGGAGGGACGAAGGGAAGGGAUGGGCUCUGGUUGGUCAUCGACGCGGGUUCUGGCAGCACUCUAAGGAACCCGCCCUACAGCACGAGCACGUGUGGUCGCGCGUGGGUCAGUUGCUCAAGGCGAAAGCGUUGCUGCCCAAGACCGCGUUGCGACCUGCUCGGAUACCUCUCAAGGAGGCUCCCCGUCCUCGGUGCUUCAACUUCUUUGGGCUCUCCCGACCUUUUACGAUUCGCAAGCUUCGUCGGCUUGUGAACAAGGUGCGGUUCCCAGGGAGGGAGGACCGUGUCAAGCGUUUCCCUGAUGGGACUUCUCAGAGCGAUAGGAAGCGCUUCUGGAGAUGGCUUCAUGACCGGUUCGCGUCUGCUGUCGAGCAGGACACCCACUGGCGGCUCAUGUACGACGUGACGCCGACGCGCAAGAGGCAGCAUACUCAGGGUCAUGCCUCUUCGCCGACGUGUCUGUUCUGUGGCAACGAUGCAGCGGUCAUCGAGACGGUGUCCCACUACUUUUUCGAGUGCGCGUACUCGACCAGCUUCUGGGGUGGGGUGCUACGCAUUCUGCUUGACAAGCUCGGCAUCGAGGAUACCGACGUCGAUCCGUCGACGUUCACUCCGGAGCAGCUGACUAUGGGGCUCCCCCUUUUGCGGGGUCGUGGGAGAACGACCUUGAAAUGGAUGUGGGUUCGGCUGGCCUGCGCGAUCGGCUUCCAGCGGCUGCACCUGCUCCGCUGGCGCGUUCAUCAGCGGUUCGAGCUGGACAACGUCGUGGCCCCUCCCUCGCUUCCCAGUGCGCUCAGAGCGUUCGAGCGAGAUUUUCUCUCUCGAGCGGGUUUUGUGCCUGGGGUUCGAGAUUGGGAGGUGUGAUGACCGAGUUAAGUCCUUCCUUCCCAUUUUCCUCCCCUCCUUUCCUCCCUUCCUUUUCGGUCAGAAGCUGACUGUCUUGAAACUUGUUGCGCAGUGGAAGGCUGCGCACCUCUCCCUCUCUCUACUUUGCGCAGUAGCGAUUUUCGUUCUUGGAUGGAUCGGCAAGCCGGGUCGAUCGUCGUUGCGUUGGAGGCUUUGUGAAGUUCUCCCCCCUCUUUCCCCCCCUUUUUUUUUCCCUUCCCUUCCUCUUCUCUUUCCUGUUGCUCGGUUGUUGACUACGCUUUAGCCACUUCUCCUUUUAUUCCUAAGCCGUGUGUUGGAUUCCGUCGAAUGGAUCGUUCGUUCGCGUUGGUCAAGUUCUACGGCAUGGAUCGGGAAGAAAGGUCGCUCGUUUCUUGGUCAAUAUCCUCGCGUCAAGGCGAGGCUCGUUUCGUGGUAUUGGAUCGUUUUCGCUCGGCCCCGACGGCUCAACAGCCAGCACUCGAGACUCAGCCAAGGGAGGACAUCAGGCGCUGUCGGGGUGACGAGUAG